UAUUCCCCCACUGACCGUUUGUUUCUUAUGGAUCAAACUCCUCCAUCCCUAAUUAGACAAUCUAACCAAUCGAUGACAAGCAACGGGUCAACGAACAGUGAAUGUCUGAACGAUAAACAUCGAUCCCCAUGAAGGAAAGCAGCUGAGGCUAUUUGGGGUUUAAAUCGAGGCAGAUUACGAAUUUUUGGGGGUGAUAUUGAAAUUCACCAUGCAUGAAGGAAACGUGAGAUUGUCAGAGACCACCUAAGUCAAUCCUUCAAGGUCUCACGACCAGACCUCCUUCGACUUCGCCACCUUUGUCUCCUCGCCCCCACUUCUCAGCCUUCCCAUCCAUUCACCAUAUUUUUCCCCUCCUCUCUUCUUACCCCUCUCGGCCAUCUUAUCGGGAUUGAUCCGCGCAAGAGACGGGAGACGAGACAACAGGCACGAGACAAUGGCACCACGUCUCCUAUCCUGUUUAGUGAAACCAUCGUCGUCUGAAAAGAUCAAUGCGAUGGCGGAUGUGGAGGCAGAGGAGCAGAGGCAGGGAGGGGCGGUGGUGGUGGAGCUGUUCACAUCACAGGGUUGCGCCACCUCACCGGAGGCCGAGCUGCUCGCGUCCCGGCUUGGGAGGGGAGACUUUGAGCUUGGGAUCCCUCUGAUCCUGCUGGCCCACCAUGUUGAUUACUGGGAUUACAUGGGAUGGAAGGACCCGUUCGGAUCCAGCCUAUCCACCGUCCGGCAGAAGACAUAUGUUGAGGCCCUCGGGCUCGACACUAUGUUCACACCGCAGGUGGUGGUCCAGGGCAGGGCCCACUGCACAGGGACCGACCAGGAAGCGCUGUUGGCGUCGAUUACCUCCGCACCCAGAUUCCCCGCUCCCACAUUCCAGGCAAAUUUCCAAAGGCCAUCACCGGACACAUUACAAGUAUCACUUUCCGGAGCCCUAAGGAUGAAAGUGGACAGCAAUGGAGCUAAUGUCAUGGUGGCUCUAUACGAGAACGGACUCAUCACCAAUUGUCAGAGUGGAGAGAACAAAGGGAAAGUCUUAUCGAACGACUUUGUUGUCAGGAAGCUCGAUAAGCUCUGCAGCAUUAAGGAUAUCUCGUCAAAGAAGACAGUCUCCGGAGCGGUCAAUUUCCCUCUAUGGGAAGGCUUUAACAGCGGUAAAUGCGUUAUUGCGGUAUUCGUCCAGAACAGUUCUCAUCAAACCUUUGGGUCGCAGAACUUCAAGUUGCCGGAAAAUUUGUAAUGGCUUGAGUGGUUCUGAUCGAGUUUAUGUUUUUGUGUGUAAUAUAAGGUCAUCCUCUGACCAUUAUGUACAGAAUAUUCCUAUUUUUUCUUUCUUCUUAAUCUUGUGUUGACUGUACAAAUCAAUCAUGUAGGAAGCAGUUAUGCAAUCAUGGUUACAGGAUUUCCUAAUGUGCUCUUACAUCAUA
Molecule: messenger RNA, 1418 nt
Organism: Punica granatum (pomegranate)
Lineage: Eukaryota; Viridiplantae; Streptophyta; Magnoliopsida; Myrtales; Lythraceae
Source: RefSeq, a predicted model, not a curated record